Gongylonema pulchrum is the source of this 204-nucleotide messenger RNA. NCBI's taxonomy places the organism in Eukaryota, Metazoa, Nematoda, Chromadorea, Rhabditida, Gongylonematidae. The record is from the annotation of a GenBank genome assembly.
AUGGGUGUGACAAUUGACGUUCAAAAUAGUCGAAAUAACGAAGAAUACUACGAAGCACUGCGAUCGGCGCUGUUUCUGAUGUGGGCUCGCAUCCGCUACCCAUGGUUUUGGUUUGCGCCUAUUCGUUGGUUUUACCGCUAUGACCAAAAAUUGGACUAUUACUGCAAUACGUGUAAACGCUUGACUAGUAAAUUCAUAGAGUGA